This is a messenger RNA of Manis javanica (Malayan pangolin), 2910 nucleotides long. It is a transcript of the gene HES5, whose product is annotated as hes family bHLH transcription factor 5. The record is from RefSeq and is a predicted model, not a curated record. Gene Ontology annotation, biological process: regulation of DNA-templated transcription. Gene Ontology annotation, molecular function: protein dimerization activity; DNA binding. Lineage: Eukaryota; Metazoa; Chordata; Mammalia; Pholidota; Manidae.
UAUCGCUGGGUAACCAGAGACUCCUUGUAUAUAGAGGGACUUCUGGAGCAGGUCCCCUAACAGGCCAUAGCUGAGGGUCACUGCCAAGAUCCCUGGGGGGUGUCUGAUUGGACUCUUGUUAAGGCCUUGCAGUUCCCAGCCACACUUGGAUGUGGCUGCCGUCCAGGGAAAUGUGCUUUUGAAUUUAAACUCUGGCUAAAGUAUCCUGGUACCAGCUGCUGGCUCCCUGGGCAGAGGCCCUGUCUUCCCCUUGGACCUGACUGGGCUCCACCCUGCCCCAGGAGGAAGCCCCAGCCCCAGUCCUCUCCCUCAGUCCCUGCAGGACAACUGGAUUCUUGGCUGCAGAGAAUCAAAGGAACGUGACUGUUUCGGGCAGAAGUGGGUUCCCACCAAGCCCUCCCCUAGGCGCCCAAGGUGGCCCCAAAACAGCUGCCCGCCUUCAGCCUGCCUGGCCAUGUACCAGGACUAUCAGUUCUUCCAGUGAGGUCCUAAGGGAUCAUUGAGCUGGUAAAGCAUCGCUGUGGGCUCCAGGCCUGCCCUGCUCUGAUCUUUGUGUGUGCCACCUGGCACUACCACCCCCAACCACACAAAAUACCCAAAGAAAGCAAAUCCUACAGGUGCCCAGCAGGCUGUGCAGAGGGCAGUGUGCAAGCAUGGCUCCCCCAAGUCAUGCAUGAGCUGUGAUCACACACCUGUAUCAAGCAUGCCUGGAGCCAUGUGUCCUCCUGUGCUCUGGACAGCAUGGUCAGAAUCCCUGAUGUGGGGGUGGGGUGGGUCCUUGAGGGGCACCUGCUGGUGCUGAGCACCCACAUGCUCAUGCCUGAGAAGCUGCUCCCUGGAGGAUGGAGUGAAGGGAUCUGGGGGGACACCUAGGUGCCAGGCUCCACGCUGGGCAUUCAUACCCUCUGGCUCCCUGAAACUACCCAGACUCCAGUCAGGGAGGUAUGCCAGCCCAUCUUUUAGCCCUAGAGAAACAUGUCCUGGGUGACAGCUUGGGGACUUGGCACACAGGCCAGCAGGUCUGCCCCUGAGAUGGGGCCCUCUUCCACCUUCCACGUGCGCACAGGCUGAGGAGCGGGAGGCACCUGUCAGAAGUGUGGCCUCCUCUGUCCGCACCCAAUGGGGCGCAGCAGGGCCCUAUGGCGGGGGGGGGGGGUGCCCGCUCCGCGCGGGAAGCCGCUGCACUUGCUAGUAAGAAAGCCUUUCCCUUCUCUGCGCCUGUGGCCCCUGCCGGCCAGCAUCGGGGAGGAGAGGAGGAGGCGGGGCCCCGCUCCUUCCUGGGGCAACCCCUCCCCCCUCACCCCCCGCGGCCUGGGAAAAGGCAGCAUAUUGAGGCGCGGGGCUCGCAGCAUCAGGCCCCGGGAUGCUAAUGAGGGCGGGCGCGUUCCCACAGCCCGGACAUUGUGCGGCAGGGCCCACCUGCUCCUCGGGGAGCGCCCAUUGUGCCCGCGCCAAUUCACAGGCAAUUUAGCGUGCGCUAAUGGGCCGGCGCCUUUGUGCGGCCCGCGCCGCCAUUGGCCGCCGAGUGUGGGAACGGCCGCGGCGCCCGGGCCCCAGGCCCAGCCCGCCACCGCGCCUAUAUAGGGGCCGGGGUCCGCGCCAGCCCGGGACGCCGCGCCGCUCCCGCCCCGCGAGCCGCCCUCUCCGCGCCAGGCAUGGCCCCCAGCACCGUGGCCGUGGAGCUGCUCAGCCCCAAAGAGAAGAACCGACUGCGGAAGCCCGCGGUGGAGAAGAUGCGCCGCGACCGCAUCAACAGCAGCAUCGAGCAGCUGAAGCUGCUGCUGGAGCAAGAGUUCGCGCGGCGCCAGCCCGGCUCCAAGCUGGAGAAGGCCGACGUCUUGGAGAUGGCCGUCAGCUACCUGAAGCACAGCAAAGCGUUCGCCGCCGCCGCCGGCCCCAAGAGCCUGCACCAGGACUACAGCGAGGGCUACUCGUGGUGCCUGCAGGAGGCCGUGCAGUUCCUGACGCUGCACGCGGCCAGCGACACGCAGAUGAAGCUGCUCUACCACUUCCAGCGGCCCCCGCCCGCCGCGCCCGCCGCGGAGCCCAAGGCGCCGGGCACAGCGGCCCCGCCCACACUCACCCCGGCCAAGGCGGCUGCCGCAGCGCGCCAGCCAGCCUGCGGUCUCUGGCGGCCCUGGUGACCCGGCGGGACCUGCUGGCAGCUGCCCUGAGGACCCGAGGCCCGGCCCUUCCCUCCGGCCGUCCAUCAGUCCAGAAGGCUCUCUCUCCAGGCUGGCCGUUCAGCAGGAGGGUCAUUCUCAGAGAAUGUGUGUCACUUGGGACAAUCAGGGCCCAUCCUCUGCCAAGCGUCUGACCCCACGGGGUCGUUCUGUGUUUGCAUUUCAGCAAGUGGCUUCUGGGAAGUCCCCACCGCCCGGGGUUCUAUGAUAUUUGUAGGCAUCUGGGGCUCGGUCAGCCGGCGCCCCUCAGUGUAGAGGACUUUCUUCAGGGGCCCGCUGCUGCUGGGCCUGUGGGCCUGGCGGGUGGGCCGUGCCGUGGGCACAUUUGCCUUUUGUGAAGGCGGAGCUCAAGGUGUAUCCUCAUAGGAGAGUGUCAGCCCGAUGGGCACGGAAGGACGCGCAGAGUCGUGGUAAAAGGACCCUGCGUGCGCUUCAUUGUCUGGUCAGGGCUCCUGGUGGGCUGUGUAGGGAGGGUGGGUCUCCACCGUGAUCCUUAAAGGAUUCCUGUGGGGGGGGGGGUGCGUGGGCAUGACUUAGUAUUCAGAAUUUGAACUCACGUGACUGCUCUGCGGACUUGUAAUAAAAUCUGACUCUUCAGUCCUCCACUGUGUGUCUCUUGGGCCUCACACGUGUCCUUGGCGGCCACCAAGCAGACGGGGCUGCUGGACGGGAUGGGAGCUGCACGAGCAGGGUGCAUAACCAUGGCUCGCAGGGUGGGAGGUAUCCU